This is a messenger RNA of Arachis ipaensis, 598 nucleotides long. Its product is annotated as heavy metal-associated isoprenylated plant protein 27-like. The record is from RefSeq and is a predicted model, not a curated record. Lineage: Eukaryota; Viridiplantae; Streptophyta; Magnoliopsida; Fabales; Fabaceae. Gene Ontology annotation, molecular function: metal ion binding.
UCUUCUGCCAAAAGCAGGGCCGCAUUCGAUCUUAUGAUUGCUCCUUUGGGACUAUAUAUAAAAUUUCAUAAACUAAGCAAACAAGCUAGCUUAGAUUAAUUAGGCACGUAAAAACUAAUAAACAAUAAUGGGUGUUUUUGAUAGUAUUGGAGAGGUGUGUGAGGAAUGGUGUGGAAUAGAGCACAAAAGUAGAAAGCUGAAGCAAAUACAGGGAGUGGAAAUAAAGGUGAAGAUGGAUUGCGAAGGGUGCGAGAGAAGGGUGAAGAAAUCAGUGGAAGGGAUGAAAGGCGUGACAGAAGUGGAAGUUGAACCCAAGCAAAGCAAGUUAACUGUAAAGGGUUACGUGGAUCCAGAGAAAGUGUUAGAGCGCGUGAGGCAGCGCACUGGGAAGAAAGCAGAGUUCUGGCCAUAUGUACCAUACGACGUCGUUCCGCACCCGUAUGCGCCAGAGGCUUAUGACAAGAAGGCUCCGCCUGGGUACGUCAGGAACGUGCUCUUGGAUCGAGAAGCUUCUCAACUGGCACGUGCUAGCUCCUUCGAGGUCAAGUACACCACCGCCUUCAGCGAUGAGAACCCCAAUGCUUGCACUGUUAUGUGA